Messenger RNA from Xyrichtys novacula (pearly razorfish), 19342 nucleotides. The record is from the annotation of a GenBank genome assembly. NCBI's taxonomy places the organism in Eukaryota, Metazoa, Chordata, Actinopteri, Labriformes, Labridae.
AUGUACGAAAGCGUGGAUGUUGUGGGUUUUAGCCCCAGCCCGAGCAGCCCCAGUCCUGGUGGCUCUUUUCUGAGCAUGGACUACUACCACAGACCUCCAGGACUCGGUCCUGAGAAGGGACUCCUGUCCGGUGUUGGAGGACUCCAGCGCCCUUUUGGGGGAUCCCUGGUGACCGGCAGGCACUGGAGCGGAUCCAGCCACUGUAAGUCCCGUUGAUAUUCAUGAUAGACUUGCACUUAUACACAAAACAACAAGCGAGUAUGCUACAAUUAAACAUGACAAAUAUUUCAGUGUUGCUGUUGAGAUUUUUUGUCGCAUUUUCCAAAGCAAUACCAAGUUGAAUUUUGGAUGGCAAUAUCAACAUGGGCUAAAAUUAAUUGUGAGGUAAAGGUGUGUUAGAGUAAUCCAAGAAUGAGGCUACUGCCUGCUUUGAACAGCUUGUUCAAGUAGUCACAGGAGACCUUCAUGAGAUAUACUCAAAUUGUGACAUAAGUGAUCACUUGGCUCCUCAAGUGAGCGUUAAAACAUGUCUUACAAAGAUUUUUUUUGUCGUUUUCCAAACUUUGCAGUUCAGAUUUGGGGUAUAAAUUUAUUUAGCCUAUAAUAAAAAAAAAACAUAAAUGAACCCAAGGAACAUAACCUUGUAGCAUGGCAACAGUGAAGGAGGGUUAACAAAGGCUUAAACGUGCCUUAAAGCUUGUGUGAGGAGUUUUUUUACAUUUAUGAAAUAGACAAAAAUGUAUUUUGAUGAAGACCAUUAGUAACAAGAUUAGCACUUCUUACAUGGUGUUUUUAAUGCCUCAAACUCUUGUGAAGAGGUGAGUGUCAACCAACCAACUUAAGAAACCUUUAGCUAAUCUUUGUUUACUAUUUCAGCACCAAUAUUCAGAGUACAUUAUACCUAUGUCUGUCAGAAAACAGCUGAAUGAGAUUUCUUGCCUUGAGACACUACUGAGGUAUGGGUUAAGGACAAAUAAGCAAUAACUUUUUUUUAAGCAGGGGUAACCAAAAUUGACACAAACUCAAAGUUUUCUACAGGAGCUUUGAAGAGACAGUAGCUGAAAUCAAGCACUAGGGACAGAGGUUCAAGUCAGGGUUUGCAAAGACACCUUUGAGGUUAGUAAAGAAUUGUUGAGCUGUAAAUUAGUUUAGGCUACUCCAAAGCUAACAGAAGGCUAAAUAUGCAGCCUGAAAACAAACAUUAACCCCCCCCCUUGAUUUGUUGAAAAAUGUCAAACGUGUGCUGCGGGUACAAUCAUUGCUCUUUCUUUGAUAUUUGUUGUCAGCUUGAGGGAUGAAUGGAAGAUCUGACUGUUUGCAACUGGGACACAUACAGCCCCCUUGCUCAAGUAUCAAGUGCCUCCUGGCACUUCAUUUAGCCUUGUAGUGUUUUUGAUGACAUUCACUUGUACUCAGCAACCUGAGGAUAUUUUCUUUCUUACUUACAGCACUUGGAAGCUGUGAUAUUGCUGCUGAUGGUAUCCACAACAUUAAAACCAUCACAAAAAGGCAUCUUAUGUGCACAUGAUGUUUGACCUCUCUGUGCAAAUUUGACAAAGAAUAAUUAUAAAAGGAACCUGACUUUGGAACAAACUGAUACAAAAGGGAUUCAUAUUGAGGUUUCAUGUUUGUUGCUUGUGAUCACUAAUAGGGACGCAUGCAAGGAUGUAUGAAUGUAUGAAUGAAGUCUGGAUAAUAACCAAAGUUUCACAAUUAGGCCUAAUGCAUUUAUUAUGCAUUCCUUAAUUUCAGAAUAAUACUUAUCCAUUAAAUUACAUGAGAAUUCUUGAGAUAUUUACGGGUCAAUUAUUGUGACUGUUAGCACAGAAGGUAAACGUACUUUCUGGUACAGUAUUUUCUCUUUAUAUUUGAUUACCCAACAAGUGAAUGCUCUAUUAAGUAACUGGCCACCAACGUAUCAUGACUUUAGUGUAGUGAGUUUGAUGUGUUGAUGUGUUUGACCCUUCGGCCCCAUCUUUAUGUGGCAUGUUGGCAGACAGAUGAUUUUUUUAAUCUUGAAUAACUCUUUGGUCAUACUUGGUAGACUCAGUGCCCCUACACCGUUCUUUGGCGCAUACAAGACUUUGCUGCUUGGUCCCUCUGCUUUAGUAAAGCUAACAUAGCAUUGUCUACUGUAACCUCUUUGGCACAAUAAGCUGGUGCAACACAGGUGUCACUUUGUCGAUGUCCGAUUCAGGUUGCUCUUGAGGAGUCCUUUGAAUUUGAGGAAGUAAAACCUUCUUGAUUUUAUAAAUUUAGCUUGAGGACAACUAUUCAAGAAGUUUAACAUCCUUUUUCAUUGAAUCUGACAUAUUUUAGAGCUUUAUUUACUGCUGUGAUUUACACAGGAAAGCCUGAAUGGUUUGUGGAAGAGCAGUAAGAACUUGGCACUCUGCUCCUAAGGUCAGGAGGGUUAAAUUUGGUAAAUGAGUGCAGGCAGUUGAUGACCUACUGAGCCCUUUUAGUCACAUAAUACACAGCGUAACACACCAACAUGGGCAAGAGCUCUAAUUCCCCUAAUAACACUGCUUCAAAUGUGGGCCCAUUAUACAACAGUUUGUUCUGAACAAGUAAUCUGAUUGGACAAGAAGCUUUCCAUGAACACUCAUGAAGAGUGUAACAGCUCUGAGACUUCAAACUUUGCCUGUCUCUGAACCACCAGGAUUAAAACAGAAGCCUAGGCAGACAUACUAAAGACUACAGUUCCUCAAUGUUAACAUGCCCAACUUUACAGCAGAAUUAAAAGUAACAGGCUGCAGAACUAGUUGUGAUUGAAAAAUUCACUUAAAAUAUAUUAUAAAAUCAGGAAUAGAAAUAGUGGGAGGAAGCAAGAAGUGGUAUAAAAUUAUGACUGAGGGUUGUGAUGGAGAAAUCUACUAAAUCGACAAUGAUGCAUGAAGUAAGCACUUGGCAGGGUCUGAAAUUAUCCUUCUGACCCACCAGUAUAGUUUGCAGGUAGAUGAUAAACUUUACCUGCAGAGCUUUUUCUCACUGGCCAAAAUAAUGAAAAUGAAUUAUUAGAUAAUCAAUUGAGUUUUGUGAUACACUGUUGUUAUUAUAGGAUUAAUUUAAAUACUGACAUGUUAAAUAACUGAAAAUGUGGGUGAAGCAAAAUUAUCGUGUUUGAUCCAUUGUUGAUUAAUCAAACACAGUUUAUUUAAAGUCUUGAACCAGACAUAAAAGUGGUUGCAUAUGGGCAACUAUGAUACACAGUUUUUAAUAAUACUACUUUCCUGUACAAGCACUUUUCCUGCACAUAGCCCUCUGAAAUCCACUGGCCUUGUGGAAAAUCUACCCACAUUGGUGCUUGGUGGGUGUUAAUUCCAGGCCCUGACUUUGCAUAUCAGGGUAUGGGAUACAAUAGCGUUUAAGGACUCAUGAAUGUGAAAGAAAAUGACUGAGAGUGAAAGGGCAGAAAAUCUUAGUUUUGCGCUGUAUUGAGUAACUUAACUGUUAGUGGAAUUGUUAAGUUAAACGUGAAUAAUAAAUGCUGAUUAUAUAAAGAAGACUUGUUGUGAGGGUCCUGCUCACCCUGUCAGGGUUACAGUCUGUCAUAACAACUCACUCUCUGUACACUGUGAGUCACUUACUGUUUGCGUUUUUUUACAGGCUACUCGUACAAUUGUAUUAUGAAAGCAAUGAGACUCCGAUGACCAUGUUGUUCUGUUGAGUAUCAGCUCAGCUGUGAUUAAAUUCAGUGCCUGACCCGAUGACCAUAUCAGGACCAUCCAGCACAACAACACCCCAUCUCAUGAGAUGUUACUUAACCAUAUUACCGUGUUUUCAUUACAUGUAAUUGCAUUAUCAAGGGAUUAUGAGAUGUACUUUAUCAAAAAAAGCUACAACAAAGUUAGUAGUCUUAUAGUAGUAACAGUUCUAUGGUCUGUGAUCGUCAAAAACCCACAGAGCAUAUUUUUCAGUAAGUGUGGCACCUUCCCACUCAUUCUGACAGAACACACUUGGUGUUUGAGGCAGUCCUGAUGAAUAGUGGCAUGACGCGGUGAAGGCGCUUUGUGGCAGUUAAUCUCAUCUUUGCUCAGUUAUAAAUCCAGAAACAUAAACAUCCUUCAAAGGUACUGGCAAAUAGCAUUUUGUGGUUAUAAAAUUUAAGAUGUAUUCAAUAAUAGUGACAGAAAAUCAAUAAGGUAUCACAGAGAUUUGCACAACCAGGAUUACACAACUCAAUUCAGUUUUUAACUUUUCUAGUUAUUUCCGGUGAUCUCAUCAUCAUGUUUCAGUCUUUUUUUGCUCCACUAUCAUGUAUCACAUUUAAAAGAUGACACCUCAAAAAAAUAAUACGUCAGUCUUAGCCAAGGUGACAAAACUACACAUUUAACGACUAUGUUAAUGUGAAUUUGAGUUUCUGAUUACUGCAGUGCAUGGACAGACUGUUGUGUCAUCUAUUUUGUAAAACACAAACUAAAGCAUUUUGAAAUCAGAGUAAAAUGGGAUCACUUUGAUUCGUUGCAGGUUUAGCACAAUUAAAUACAAAGGAUACACAUUAUCACCUGCAUGUUAUCAGUAUUGGCAGAUUAAAAAUUAUAUAAUCUGUCCAUAUAAUCAUUGGCCAUAAAGAUGACACAUUAGUAGCACUGAGAUGAUGAAAGCUUGUGGGCUGUAUGUAAGUAUGAAGUGUAACAGGCAGCAGGCACAUAUCUGAAUGUCUGAACCAGUCUAUCUCUAUUAUAUACCAAAACUGCAUCGCAGACAUUGUGUAAUUAAUUUUCAGCAACAGAAUAAGAGUGACAGCAAAUAUUAAAUACAUCCUCUACUCUGACAAGUGUCAGCCUGUCACUGCAAGAUAUAUUUAAUUCUUCCAUUAUUGUGAGACAAAACUCAGUUUCUUUGUCUCUCUCCAAAGGGGAGACAUCCUCAUUGCUGCGGCCAUUUGACAGCUAGCUAAAGCUACAUCUGCGCAUAUAGUCAGGUCUGUCCGAAACAGCAGUUAGGCCCCCUACCACGGUUCUUCAAAACCAGGAUAAGAGAUAUGGGUACAGUGUUUAGAUUAGGGCCUGACCAAUAGGGAAUUUUUGGGGCCGAUGCCAACACCUUUUGUUAGGGAGGAAAAAAAACCCAAUUACCGAUUAAUCGGCUGAUUUUUAAAAUUCUUUAUGAAGUUUUAAAAUUUUGUAAUAUAUCAACAUAUUUACUUUUACUUUUACUGCUGCUUUUGAGCCUUUCAUGCACUUCUCAGUAACAUUACCUACAGUAAUAUUUCACAUAUUUAUCAUGAAUCAAACUCAGACCAGAAAAGGGUUUUCAACUAGUUCAGAUGCACAAAACAUGAGAUACUUGAAAAGAAACAAUCAAAAACCAGGAUACCCUAAUCCAUGUAAAUGAAUCAGAACCCAAACCUAGCUGCAAUUCAAAGCGCAGAGAUUUUCCUGCUUUCAUUUAAGUUGCAUGCCAAACAUAUGCAUUAUCAUGAAGAAUGGUGCCAAUCCCAGCGUGCACUUGGAGAGAGGCAUGUGCACCUUGAGCAGGUCUUUGGUCUAUCACAAGACCAGCACACAAACACAUUUGACUGCAUGCUGUGAGCUGGUGUUGCCACCCUGCUCCAGUGUCACAUGCUGCAGACAGUCAGCCUCAGUCAGACAGUGACUGAAGUGUGAUGUCACUGUGACAUCGCCCUCGCACGACCGGGCUGAAGUCAUAAAGAGAGAGAGCGCAGGGUGGUGAGAAACAGAGGGACAGAAAGAUAAAUAGAAGUAAGAGGGAAGUGCUCGUAAAUUCAGGCUGUAAAGAUAGGACUGCCCCCAGUGUGUGUGUGUGUGUGCGUGUGUGUGUGUGUGUGUUCAUGCAUGCCUGGAAUGAACAAUCUAACAGGUUAAAGGUCAAAGGUUAUACUCCAACGCACAGGCAAGCACACAUUCAGUCUCUGCUUCAGCAGCAUGUACACAGUGGCUGGGGGAUUGUGCUUCUCUUUUUUGUUUGUGUGUGUGCGUUUGUGUGUGUUUGUGUGUGAGUGUGUUUGGGUGUGAUCCAGAGCAAUGACUCACUGACAAUUGGGAAGUGACCUACAUCCCUCCCUCUCUUUAUUUCUUCUUCUAUCUGCCUCUUUCUUUCCUGUGUCAGCUGCCCAGUCAUCAUUUCCCUGCACUGAAUGACCUCUCUCUCUGCCUAUUGGACGAACACACACACACACACAUUGAUGCACACACACACACACACACACACACACACACACACACACACACACACACACACACUCACUCUCCCUCACACUUUGUCUGGGAAUGUGAGGGUAUACUGACUAAGUUUGACCUGAGUGUGAGUGUGUGAAAAGGGGAGGAGGUGGAUGGUUGUGUGUCAGGGUUUGUAUCUGUAAGAUGUCUGUGUUUCUGAGGGGUUGUGUGACUAUUAGUGUGUGUGUUAGUGUGCGUAUGGGUUCACACGGCCAUCAGAUAAAUAUUAAAAGAGUGGCAGUGGAAAGCUUGUUAUUAAUUCAUUCCUUUUAGAAAGUCCUCUGGCAGGCGGGUCUUUGUAUGUUUUCCACCACACAGUGCUCAUGUCACAGUGAGCAUCUUUUAUAUUCAUUAGAGACACGACAAAGAGGAUAGAGAAAAUACUAACAAAGGAGGUUGAAAAUCUGUACACUUGAGAUUCUAAUCAAAUCAGUUCGAGAAAAAAGAAAAUUGGCACCUUUUAUAGGUCUUGAAGAAUGACUUGCAGGAUCUCUGACUGCUGUGGCUUAAAAGAAGUGUACAGACAACACAGUUGAGGAUGUGCUAUCAGCUCUUUCCCAUCCAGAUAUGAUACCUGCCUGGCCUGCCAAAAAAUAAUAGCUAACCACUUGCGCUUUUUUAAUUUUAAUCAAUAAACGUAGUGAUGUGCACAUGUAGAUGACUAAACAUUGUCACCCAUGCUAGUUUGUACCAGAAUUACUGGUUAGGAUUAAGCUGCACUCCAGUUGUACUCGGAAGUCGGAAUUUCCUCACCAAUCCUCGCGUGGAAGCUAACCUACAAGAAGAACUGAUGGCUGGUGGUACGAACUCUGCUUGUGUUAGCCUCACUUAAAGUUAUUUUGACUCUGAGAUUCCAUCUUUGGCCAAUCAACAAUUCUGACUGUUAGGCUCUUAUUUAACUUAUGCUGCAUUCGAGUUACCUCGGAAGUCAAAUGUUGGAGCUGAAAAUGAAAUCACACUCAAGUUACCAGCGUUUUAGUUACCAAGUCAGAAAAAAGCAAAAUCGGAGGCGGAAACAAGAUGGCUACAUCCAUCCAAACGCUGGUAACUUGGGUGUGAUUUCAUUUUCAGCUCCGACAUUUGACCUCCAAGGUAACUCAAACGCUGCAUUAGCUUUAAACAAGUUGGUCUGUUUUAGGGAGGAACUAAAACCUGGUUCUAUGAAGGAUCAGGUUCCAUGUUUUUCCAAACUUGGAAAUUAGAGUAUUUGAACUGAUCAAUGAUAGCUUGUGGCUCAUACAAGGUAGCAUAAUAUUACAAGCUGAGUCAAUUAGAUCAAACCACUGGUGCACAACCACAUAUUGAUUGCCUGACAACAUUUGAACAUAACAUAUUGUAAGGCAAAGGCAAUUGAACUACAUAAAGAGGAAUUUUGGUGCUUGCAAAGAUGGCUAAAGUAGGAUGAGCUUCAAAGGUUGGCUACAUUUUACCAAAGCUAAAGAUUAAGUGGAAGGCAAUUGAAGUUAGACUUGAUAACGGCAUCAGUAUCAAUACAAACAAAUCCUCAUCCUAAACACGGCAUGUUUUGAAGAUGCAGAGUUCCUCUUGAGCUUCGUUACCCCUGGUGUCAAAGUGUCCUGUCUAAUUAGGGUGUCCUCCAUCUGUGCAAUCAUGUGAUACAUUAUGUGUUUUGUCAUCAGUUAAUCACUUGGUAUUUGUCAAGCACUGAAGACGACUUCCCCCCUUCAGACAGAGCCACAAAACGCAUGUGUUUUCAGGAAUUAGAUGGAAAUGUGUGUGUUUUUGUGUCAACACAGGCAUAACAUCGCAGGUCAUGCAUGCAUGUAAACUGGUGGUAAAAGAUAUUUUUGUAUAACAGUAAAAAUGAACAUGAAUGAAGUUUGGGCUGUUGUGGCCUCGACAGAGGAUUGCAGAAAGCUUUGACCAAACUAAAGGUAGUGUACGAGAGUCAAUCUCUCCUUUGUCUUUUGUUAACUCCUUUAGAAGAGCUGGUUACAAAGGUAGUCCUCAUUUCAUUUGCUGCAAAUAAACUCCUAACAUUGCCCAAUCGAUAACGUCCUAUGCACUAAAAUCCUGUAACAGCGCUGGAACAGUCCGUUGUGAUAUUGGUGUCCCAGACUGUUAUUACACAUUGCAGUACGUGAUAGUUGAAGUAACACACAUUCACUCGGACAUGCAUGACACCCACUAAGAUGUUCCGCCUGCUAGCUCCGUCACUACACAUCGCCACUUUCUUCCCUCUAAUCUGCCUCUGUUUAUACCUCCGAGAGUCAGAGAAGGAACCACUUCGCCCCACCAUUACGCAUCCAUGCAGUGCACAUUGCAGAGGUGCAAAUAUCCCUCCUUGAAAUGGCAGAAUGUAGACACCCAGUGUAAAUACUUCAUUUCUUCCCAUUUUUCUGCUGGUCUUUAGCUUUCCUGUCCAACAAAGAGUAAAAAAGAUGAAAUAAUAACCUUGCCAAAAUGAAAUCAGCCCAUCUACUAGUCAUAAUCAACCAGCUGUGUUCUCCAGCAAAUCUCACCACAUUAACUUUGUUGAUGGCCAUAGUUUUCAUCUUUAGUCUGUCUUAAGUUAACACACUGGUGUAGGAUCCCAAAUUUGAGGGAAUAACAGGUAGAAAUGUAAUGCAAUAAAUUACAUGUACAGCCUUUAGUAACAUUUGAUACUUCCGAAAGAUUUCCUAUUAAAGGAUUACAUCACAGGUCAUGACACAGAUGCAUUUGUUCUUGCGAUAUUUCAUUGUAACAGCAAUCUAAUACCAAAAAACAUGUUUAAAACUUGACAAUUGCAAUUUCAACAAAAAGCUAAUGCAGAAUCAGACACUUUUGUAAGUAAAAACCUCCAAAAAAGCUAAAAGAGCAGGAACUGAUCAUUGUGGCUAAGCUGUUUGUCCUCAACAGUAAUGUGAAAGAGAUUUUUUAUUAUGUAGUGAACUAUCAAGGGGAGUGUUUCACUACGAUGAUUAGAGGCUGGUCUCUAAGCAGAUGGAGCACUCCCUCUAUUCAGGAAUUGUCUGCUGGCAUAAAUCCAGGACCGCCUGGGGAGACCACUGAACAUUAUUCUACAUCAGAUUUGAAAAACAGCUUAACCCGACACUGGCUAACAUUCAACUGAAGUGACCUGAGGAUGCAGUCUGGCCGCUCUGCCUGGCCGAGACCAUGCAGUGAACCUCAGGAUUACGGUGAAUGUAGAGAAGUAUUUUUCUGUUUACCUUGUUUUCGUAUGUAGGAACACAAGGGAAUGCUCUUAGGGUUGCGUGUCUUUUUCAUUACUCUGCUAAUAACAUAAAUCUGUCCUUCCUGUCCACCUUGGGAAGGCUUAGAUAGAAGAUCCAGACAGUGAUAAUAAGAGCGGCGUGGAGGAGGGGGUCUUUUACUGAAGAUCCAUACAACUGAAAUAGUGCUCCACAGCUUGCUGGUGACUGGUCUUACUGCUCAUAUUCAGUCAUGAUAUGCUCUGCCACAUCUCUACUUUCUAGCUGCUGACAACACUGUCAAACAAAGAGUCACACACAGUGAACAACAACAGAACAACUCAUAGAGUUACAAUCCUCCUCUACACCAACUGUUAAACAGAAUUCAGUAGAAUUAUUUUGUGUAAUAAAACACAGUAUAAAACAUGGUCAAUAUGCUUUUCAAUAGUCGGCACUCUGCCAUGUUGACUAUAUGAAUAGCCAAUGAAAAGGGUUCACUCUGAACCAAUCAUUUGCGGAAUUAGAACCAAGUCGCAAACAACUGCGUAGUAGCAGGCUGCAGCUACACGCAACCAUAGCACUUUAACAGUCUACCAUUCAGUCCGCUUUCACUAGCGCAACACCUUACGACAAAACGUAGAAGAGACACAGAGACCUCACAGAUAGCUUAUUGUAUUGCAAAAGACAUGCCACCAAUAAGCACUGUUAAAUUUCAUUUUUUUAAUCUCGUGAUAUAUAUAGAUAUGAACUGAUAUUAAAAAAUAUAUCGUGAUAAACUUUUUCCUAUAUCACCCAGCCCUACACAACACUGAGUUACAAGAGGAGUGGGGAAGACUGCUUUUGCAGGGUUUAUAGGGAGAAAUUCACAUUAAAACAACAAUGAAAACAAAUGCCUUUUCCCCAUCACUUAAGGGGUAUGACACAGACAUGCAUAAUCACUACAAAUAACACACAAAGUGAAAUGUUGUGACGGCCCCCUAACUCUACACACAGGGAAACAGGUAAAUAAUUAUUUUAACAGGAGUCUCUCUCUCUGUGCAGCAGGUUUUCAACGAUGUGCUGUCUUUGUCACUCCUAUGCACAAUCAUAUAAUAAUAGCAGGCAAUUUAUUUAAAUUUUUGAAUUAAAAACUUUGGUUUAAAGGGAUUGCUAAAUUAAUUUAGGGUCAAACACACCAUAACAUCGAGUUAGACACCCCCUAAGAGAUGAAUGUUGCAGACCGUUUGCUUCUCUAGUUAUACCAACUUUAGUAACGACCGCAGGAUAGCAAUACACAGCGGUCUGAGGAGCCAAACACAAACCUCAACCAAAACGCCACUCUAUAGCCACAAAUAAUGCUCAGAACAGCACCUAACUUCAUCAACAGUACAUAUAGGGUCCCAGCCACAGUACUAGCCAUCAAACAUCUUUUUAACUUUGCCUGAUUUAUUUAGCAAAGAGACUAAACACAACUCACCUACUCUCUUCCAGCAGCCACUUGUUUGCUCUGAGACCUCGGGCCAGUCCAUUACAGACUGCUGGGGGAUGACACAGCUCAAGGUUAGAUUCAUCAAUAAAUGUAAUCCCCAGAGUGGCCCAAGGUAGCAUCAAGGCGGCCUGUAAACUUGAGGUGCGCACUCCAUCUACAGGUUGCAAAUAUCAAAAGAGCAUAAGCGUCAUCAAAGAGCAAAGGAGCAGCCAUCACAUUCUUCAAUGACAGUUUUCACAACAAUGAAGCACGUGCUCUUUCUCUUGAUUUAGGUACCUGCUCUGUUUUUCUAAUGCUGUGUCAUUCACACCAAUAAUGCAGCCAAUGACAAACUCAGUCAACAACCAAACCCACUAACAAGCACAACUCUUGAGGAUUAAUCUGUUGUUUUUUUCUAAGGUAAUUUGAGGUUUUAAUACUCAGAGUUGAAUUAAUUUGUCCUCAAUUAAAACUUGUUUUAAUUUUUUUUUUGUCAACUAGUCAUGCUGUUUCUCUGUUAUAUGUGCAGAAAACGAUACCCUCGUCCGUUAUGAUACUUCACCAGACAUCUUCAUAUGGCCGACUUUCAGACAAGCCUCAGCCCUAAUCUCUCCUCCUCAUUUCUUUCUCUCCUUUUCUGUGUAAACAGAGCAGAGCAGCAGAGGGGAAUGAGUCUCCCCCAUGGAGGAAUGUCUGGUAUGGCUACUAAAGCAGGGGGAGGGGAGGGCUGAGCGUGUGUGUAUUGGUGUGGAAGUGUGUUAGGUUAGAGGUUAGAGGGGGCAGAGUGAGAGAUAGAGAGAGAAGCAGGGGAGUUGUGGAUGUUCCUGGUAUCUUAGAUUGAAUGAAUGGGGUGUUAAAACGCUUCAGAGUCAGGUCUGUGGAUAAAAGGGACUGAAUAUUAUUAAAUGGGCUCUGAUGUAAAAUUAGCAGCUAGAUGUUAUGUGUUUAUGUAGCACUAAGCUAGUAUAGGCCAGCUAACUCUUCUCCACUGUUAAAGUUAAAGGUACAGUUAUUAAAAAGAAUUAUAGCUCUCCUUACCUGAUUUUAUUUGAUCAGUAGGUUGUGAUUAUAUCAUUUCAUGGAUGUUUGAAUUCUUAUUAGGGAAUGCAUGUAGGUGAUAUAAGCUGUCAGGGGCUUAAAACUGCUGCUUAAUUCCCGUACAGACUCCAGCUGAGCAGGGAUAGAGAUGGCUGCAAAGGGAGAGAUUGCAAAAGAUGAAAUAUUUCCUGCAGCCAUAUGAUGAAUCACAACUUAAUUUUUUUAGCAAAAGUUUUGUAUAUGUAGUUCACGUUACUUCUACACCAAAGUACUCUCCCAGACACAACUUCAAAAUAAAAGUAUUGUGUAGAAACAAGAGGAAUCCUACCAAUGAAAAAAUAGAUCAGGCUUUUGCUUUGAAAAGCUUUUCCAGAGGUACAAUCACAAUAAUUUUUUCAUGGCUAAUACCAUACAUAGUUACAUCAGCUGUGUAUGCUAUUAGCUACGAAUAAUCUUAAGGUUCAUACUGUUCUUGUUAUUAAUGUUAUUCCCAGCUCCGACAUCUGACUUAUGAGGUAACUCCAACACAGCUUUAGUUCAUCUUUUUUGGUGUGUAUUUGGUUGAAAUCUGUGAAGAUCUUGGAAAAAAUCUUGCAAGACGUGAUGCUCAUGCUAUAUUGUGCUACAUGUGCAUCUAGAACCAAGCCAUUCCAAGGCUGUGAUGCCGACAAGAUCCUUCCUGUGUGAAAUGCCAUGGUAGGAUACAGUCUGCUGCGGAUACACAACCAAGAUCAAGGUUUACCAUACCAAACUGUCCUGAACUAAACCAGACCACUUGUUGGAAACACACCAGAGGCAGUACAGAGUCCGAAUGGUAUGCUUACCCAAACAGAAGGGUGCCAAUAAAGGAGGACGCCAUGGCUCUGUUAUCCUAACAUUGGUGGAUAAUGCAAAUAGUUGUGUACUCUAUCACACCAAACCAAACCUGCUACUUAGUGGAAACAACCAUGAAUGUUUCUGUAAUCGAGACCAGACUGAUAAGAUCACUGCCCAGAUUUUUCACAUCACAAAACCAACAAGUGAUGCAGAGAUUAGAGCUCAAAAUGGUGUUAAAGGCAUGGAUUAAAGUAGACAUGGAAUUUUUUAAAGCAGAUGAUGAAGUCAGGGUGUAGGAGGGAAUGCUCCCUGCUGGUUGUGACGCUGUCACACACUUCAUGUAGGUCAGGAGUGAUAACUGAGAGGGAGUACUUGCAUGAGUUAGACCGGGAAAAUCCUCCUUUUUAAUACGUCCACAAAAAAAGUCAGUAUUUCAAAGAAUUAGUGACAUCUUAGUCACCACGGUUACAUAAGUGUGACCAAUCCCUGUGCACUCUGUGCAACCCCAGUUUACCCAAUCACUUCAACUUUUGAUCUGACUUUCAAUCAUUAUGAACAUUUAAGGCUGAAUGGUAGAAACGUCUGCCAGUGCAGAUCUGAGAGUGUUUCUGCAGUGUGAUAGUUAAUCUCCUCUCCUGUUGUCACUGGUUUUAUAACAGCACAGGACUGUAAUCAUCACGUCACUCUAGGACUCUCCUCUUCUCACUAGAACCUUGUCAGUGUCAGGAUUCAGAUCACUUAUUUUUAAAACUCUUCAUGGUUUGACACCAUUGUAUUCGUCUCAGUUGCUGCACUGACGUGUUCCAGCUCAACAGGUCAACAGGCGAGAAUCUCUUGGAUACUCAGAGAUUCAGGCUCAAAACCAGAGGUGACAGCACUUUUGUAGUAGCCACUCUCUGCUCUUUCAUUGUAAUGUCAUUGCAGCAUAUCAACCAAGAAAAUAAGCAUUUGAAGUAGAAACUUAUUCACCUUUUCUGAUAAAGACAUCGCUUCUGGGGGAAAUGGCGAAAUUAUAGGGGUCUUUGGGGGAUGCAACCAGCUAGAAGGAUCCCAGGUGAUCAAACAUCUAAAGCAGACUAUUAGCUGUACUUGUAUGUCGGUGUCUCGUGUCCAUAAUUGCACUCAACUUCCAUAGCUCUUGAACACACAAGGCCAUUGCCUAGUGAAACUUUUCCAACCGCACAAACUGUACUUUUCUAAUACUCUAAUCUAAUCCUGCAUAUAGAUUCUUGUGUUUUUGUGCAGAAUCUUAAAAUAGAGAUAAGUUCGGGUGGCAACAAUCUUUAAAAAGCCCAUGAAAACCUGGAGGGGAUAAUAAGUGCAUUUUAAUCUUUCUCUGCAGCCAGACUUGAUGUAAAUCUCUACUGUUCCUCCCCCUGUUCCCUCUGUAGCUAUAGAGACGGAGAGCACGAGUUCAGGAGAGGACCUGCUCGUCCCCAGCCCCCCCUCACCUCCACCUCCACCUCGAGUCUACAAACCCUGCUUCGUAUGUCAGGACAAAUCUUCAGGAUACCACUAUGGGGUCAGCGCCUGUGAGGGCUGCAAGGUAGGGAGCUAAAUUUAUACAAAAACAACACACCCACGCUGAGCGUACGCUGCUUCACUAAGCAGCAGACAAAUGCGAGCUUACUUGGAACACCUGAAUGAGAAAGAGCUGCAGAGGGUAGAGCUCAUUUAGUGUUUGCAUAAUGUUUCAGCCGAGAGGUCACAACCUUUACACCUCCCCCAGGAUCAGUAAGCCUCUUUGCUUCAUUUAAUCCCACACACACACAUAAAUCUACACACACACAGAUCUCUGCAUGCAAUUAGUACACCGUCUGAUAUUUGUGUACGGGACAGUGCAGACCAUGACGCAGACAGACUCUCCAGGAAGGUCUGCUGCUUUUACUGCAGGUUCAAAGAACAGCUCCUGUGAAAGUUCUCUGUGCUGUGUCCACUGCUACCACCUUUUAAUAAUCCACAUUUCUUUGUCUUAAGGGUUUCUUUCGGAGGAGCAUCCAGAAGAAUAUGGUAUACACGUGUCAUCGAGACAAAGUCUGCAUCAUAAACAAGGUGACAAGGAACCGCUGUCAGUCCUGUCGCCUGCAGAAAUGCCUCGAUGUCGGCAUGUCGAAGGAGUGUGAGUAGAUUUCCCCCAAACACAAUCGAGCACAAAGGACACGGAGUAACUUAGUGAAAGCGGUUUACAGAGUAGGUUAAUGGCUUUUUAAUUUCUAGCAAUAAAGCAAAACAGAGCAGUCAGCUCAUUUUCUGCAGCAGGAGAAACUUCAUAAUUACUGCUUCUCAUUCGCAGCAUCGUAACAUUUUAAACCUUAAUAUCUGUCUCCCUCUAGUGGCUGUAUGAAGUUAAUACCUGCCAUAAAAACCCAACAUCAAAUCCCUUAUCACUAAACCCUUGGCUUUUUGGGAACUUACUGUUGUGUAACCAUAUUUUGGAGAAAAAUUAAAGAAUAUUGAAUCAAAUUGAUGCACCAGAGCCAAAAAAUGGUAGGCUGUAAUUUCUUUUCACUGUAACCUCUAACACUUUGCAAACACGCUGAAGCCCUUGGACAGAGUCACACCAUCACCAUGCUACUCUGCUUACACAUUGAAUCCUCAUGCACACACACAGCACAGUUCCACCUUGCCUUCCAGCUUUUAAACCCGACUUAAACUUUUGUGCCAAAUCAGCCAACACCCACUCUGUAGGUGCAGGUAGCCCUGUACUGCAGGGCUGUACGGAUGUGCACCUAUAUACAAUUUAAACUACCUUUGUAAAUAAUGCAAACUGCAAGCUUUGAGAUUGUUCUUCUGGGUAGUAACAUCCAUAACAUUUCUGGUAUCUGCCGUUUAUCCCGAUUGAGCAGCGGUACAUCUAAUUUCCUCUGACGUCAAUGAUUGCAGUCUGAUCAGUGCUGCUCAAGAUUUAUCAGCUCCAUCUCCAGCGUAACAUAUUCAGAUCCAGCCGUCAUAGAUUCCUGCGCACCAAGAGGCAGAGAAUGACUCGCAUUGCAAUUGCACAAACAACCGGCAUCUUAAUGGAGAAUUGCAGAGUGGCAAGGUCACUUAAAUGCACAAGCAGAGUGUUAAGCCAAGGCAUGAAGUCUCCACAUGAGUAUAAACAAGGCUUUACACAUUGCCAACACCCCCCCACCCCCCUCAUUACAAUGUUGUCUACGCAGAGGUGGGGCAGCUUCACUCCACCAUUACACCUCCAUGUGUUACACACUACAGACGAAGAGUCACAGGGGUGUAAAUAUCCCACUGAGAACAGAGAGUUCUUUGUUUGACUGCAGAGGAGAGACAAAUUCAUGCAGGCAAAUAAGAUGCGACUAAAACUGCUUUGUUUUCAGAUCUUUAUAUGAUCUUUACACAUUAAGUCAAGCAAUCAAAGGGAGACGGAUAUGAAGAUCCAAAGUGUGAGAUUCCUGUUAAAGAGAAGUUGUUUGUUUGUACUGUCUUGUUUUUUCAAGCUUGCAGAAUAGAAGUCAGAGACUUUCUGCUCAGACAUUUUUCAAGCUUGAAAAAACAAAAAGGUUAAAAAUGCAGAAUCCCAAAACUGGCAGUAAAUUAUUGCAAAAUUAUAAUUAUGAUCUUCUUUGAUUGGCUGUUAAUCUUCAGGAAAAGUAAGCAAAAUGAAAAGCAAAAAAAAAAAAAUGUAACCAAAUUGAGAUGGCUCAUUUUUUUUAUCAUUGGCAAUUUUGAACUAUUGUAGUCUUCUUCUACUAAAAAGCAGACAGUAGUUUUCCGCUGAGAAUAUGUACUUUUAUUUAAAGAAAAUGGUAAAAAAUAUUCACAAAGAGGGACUAAAACACUCAGGAGAAAAUUUAAAGAGUACCCUCUUUUUCUUGUAAGAUGUUAAAAGAUGAGUAUGAAUCUCUGCUGAAUGAGAUCUUCCUGUACUCAGUGGUGCGUAACGACAGAACAAAGAAGAAGAAGGAGGAGAAGAGGCAGCAGGGAGAGGUGGAGAUCUACGUCCUGUCAGCAGACACAGAGCAGAUGAUUGAACGAGUCCGCAGAGCCCAUCAGGACACGUUUCCCUCCCUCUGUCAGCUGGGGAAAUACACAACGGUACUCCACAAGCCCUGAUAUUCAAAUUUUAAAAAACAAACAAAUUAAAGUUUGUGAGCUUCAUGAAAAAAGUCUCAUAUUUUAUCCUCCGCCUGCAGAGUAACAGCUCGGAGCAUCGCGUCCCUCUGGAUGUGAGUCUGUGGGACAAGUUCAGCGAGCUGUCCACCAAAUGCAUCAUAAAGACGGUGGAGUUUGCCAAGCAGCUGCCGGGUUUCACCACGUUAUCCAUCGCUGAUCAGAUCACGCUGCUCAAAGCCGCCUGUCUCGACAUUCUGGUCAGUUCAUCACUUUAUUUGUCUUUGGUGUGAGACAUUUCAGUAUCAUCAGCAAAUCCUAUAUAUAAACAUGAUGUCAUUUCAAAUAAAAACAACUCAGACUUGUAAAUAUGAGGAAGUCAUGCUUUUCCAAUGAAAGCAGAAGCAAAGAAGCUUAAACUGCACAUUACUUAAAUGGAUUUUGAAUCGACAAGUUCUCAUGCGACCACAAGACAUCACCGAAAUCUGAACUCUUUCUGCGGCACACUUAUCUUAAAAACUUAAACUUCUCAAAUUGCAGAUCUUUCACAAGAAGAGUUCACUUCUCUUUUUGUCUAAACAUGCCUGAAGUUACACCUAGAAAUUCCCCCUAAUGUCCUCCUUAUCAAUUACAAAAUAUUUCCCUUUUUGUCUCCAGAUUCUCAGGAUCUGCACUCGCUACACUCCGGACCAGGACACCAUGACGUUCUCUGACGGUCUAACUCUAAACAGGACUCAGAUGCACAACGCUGGAUUUGGACCUCUGACUGAUCUGGUGUUCUCCUUUGCUAACCAGCUGCUCCCUCUGGAAAUGGAUGAUGCAGAGACAGGGUUACUUAGCGCCAUCUGCUUGCUCUGUGGAGGUACUGCAUUUUACUUCUUAGGACUCUAAACAGUGUACGGCUGAUAAAUUUCUCUAAGCUCUGAGCAUCAUGGUGUAUCUUGCGCUUUUGCAGACCGACAAGAUCUCGAGGAGUCCGAUAAGGUGGAGGUUCUUCAGGAGCCGAUCGUUGAAGCCUUGAAGGUUCGACAUUCAAUGAUUUUUCCAAAGGGUUCAUUUUUCAUGGCAGCGAAUUGUGUCAUUUAAACAGUUCAUCAAAACGUAUCGAAUUUGCCCUUGCACAGUUAAUCAGAUAACUAUGGUCAUCAAAUGAAUAUAACAAAGUCAAUGCAGUCAGCAGCCAACCAUCUAGCAAAUUCUGUUGUAAACUGCCUUGAUUUUGUUUCAUCUACCGGUAAUGUCUGCCGUCUGACAGUUUUCCAGAUUGAAAUGUGUGAUAGAAAAAUGCAAUGGCAUCAGGUUUUUUCAUAACAAUGGCAGAAGGAAGCAAGAAGACACUGGGGCAGCUUAAUAACGGUGUGCCAAAGGGGAAAAAAUGGUGCAAAACAGUUGUUUUUGCAUCACAGAUAUUCAAAUUAUCAAGUAAACACAAGAAAAAAGACAUUUCACUAGAUUUUGCUACAGCAGUGGAGUUGCAUCCAAUUGUAGGGAAAUCAGACAAGAGUGGAAUAAAUUUGAAUCUUUCUAUGAAACACUAAAUAACAUGUACUUUUCUCUGAUGUUAAUGCGCAGAUUUAUGUGAGGAGGAGGAGGCCUGAUAAACCAUGCAUGUUCCCUAAGAUACUGAUGAAGAUCACUGACCUCAGGAGCAUCAGUGUCAAAGGUGAGACGUGCACAGAGUAGACUGAUUACUUUCUGCUCACACUGAGUUGUUGAGUCAGAUCCUAUUGACUUAGUUGGCGUAAGUAGCACUUUAAUGCCUGAAACCACAAAUUUUAGCCAGAAAAUUCAGAAAUUUUUUGAAGCUGAAAUGUUCAUUUCAUUUAUUACUGAAAACCAAAAAAAAUAAAAUGUCCUCAAAAUUUAAAAAAUAUAUUUAUUUAUCUUGUUUGACACAUCAGAUGUUUUUGGAAACUGAUAAACUACAAGAGAACAUUUUUAUUAUUUAUUGGACUGUAUUCAGUUGUUUUUUUAGUAAUUUGUUGAUCAUACUGAUUUGAUUGAAGUAUAUAAAAGUAUCUAUCAAACAUGAUACAAAAGGCAUUAAAGGGUUAAAUUAUGAUGUAUAAUAUUUGGAGGCUGACCUCUGCAAACACAGCAGUGUCUUAAACCAGAGAUCGAACUAUGUGAACAUGAGAAGGAUGUCUUCUCGGUUCAGACUUUACCGAUAAGUUUAUGAUCUCUCCAUGAGUUGGUCGUCUUCUUUAACAGGGAAUUAUUUUCAUUUUGUAACUUGUCUUGAUGUUGAAACACUCGAUUAUGAUCCAGUGUUGUAAAAACUGCAUCGUAGUGAUAGUUUCACAUAUUUAUCCUCCUUGUGAGAUUGUGUUUUGAAAAUUAAAGGCUUGUUUUCUCACCUUAACUUCUUCCCUCUGUCUCCAGGCGCUGAGCGAGUCAUCACACUGAAGAUGGAGAUCCCCGGCUCCAUGCCUCCGCUCAUCCAGGAGAUGUUGGAGAACUCUGAGGGGCUGGAGGGCCAUGGAGCUGUGGGGAUGAAAGGAGGGGGAGGGGGGAAGAGUAAAGGGGGAGACAAAGAGAAGGAAGAAUCAGAGCCACCGUCAUCGCCGGAAUCAGUCCCCUCUGCAACCCAGAGCCCUGCACCCUGUUCGCCCUCUUCUCCCUCUGACUCCACCUGA